AUGACCAUGGCCUUGUCGUGCAAAAACAAGGUCCCAUUCAUCAAUGGAAGUAUUCUGAAAGCUUCCACAGGAAACCUAGAUAUAUAUCUCACCUGGGAAAGGUGCAACAAUAUAGUAUCCACUUGGAUUGUGCGCACCCUUUCACCAACAAUUGCACGCAGUGUGUUGUGGAUUGAUACUGCAUAUGGUAUCUGGAAUGACCUAAGAAGGAGAUUUAGUCAGCAAGAUCUGUUUCGGAUUGCUGAAAUUAAGUGUGAGAUCUAUCAAACCAAGCAGAAUGAUGAUUCCUUGAACGAGUAUUUCACCAGGCAGAAGUUGCUAUGGGAUGAGUUGGGCAUUCUUAGACCCCAGUUGAGCUGCCUUUGCAGCACAAAAUGUGAGUGUGGAAAGAGAAUUGAUGAACUGAAUGAACAAGCAGAGAAGGACAAGCUGUCUAUCUUUCUAAUUGGCUUGCAUGAGAAGUAUACAGGGGCUAGAAAUCAAAUCAUGUUGAUGAGGCCUUUACCUGAUGUUAAUGAAGCAUAUUCUAUGAUUUCCCAACAAGAGAGACAAUUCCACAUGGCCAGCAAUGGUUUUGGAGGCCAAAUAUAUCAAGCAGGAGAAAAUAAUGUUGCUGGCAGCACUCUCUUGGCUAGAUCAGAAGGCAAUUACCAACAAGGGUUCAAGAAAGCUAAUCACAAGAAGCCAGUGUGUACUUACUGUGGGUAUACAGGCCAUACUCAUGAUAAGUGUUACAAAAAGCAUGGGUAUCCCCCAGGAUGGAAAUCAAGGCCAAGAAGUCAGUCUGUUAAUCAAACUCAAGGUCCUCUUGCAGCACAACAACAAUACAACCCUGAAGGUAAUAAGUCUUUUUCCCAAGAAGACUUCAGAAGGUUCAUGGAGUUCAUGCAUGCUAAGAAAUCAGAUGGGGAUUGCUUGAAUUCACAUUUUGAUCACCAGCAGACUUCACAGGCUUUGGCCAAUACUAUGGCAGUAGAUUUCCAAAAGGAAGGUAUGUCUCUUUCAAUCAAUGCUGUUAGAUCAAAUAAGAUUGAUUGGAUCAUUGAUAGUGGUGCCAUACACCACAUUGUGUGUGAUUUAAAGAUGUUGAAAAAUCAGAAAAAGGCUCACAACAUGUAUGUUAAUAUGCCAAAUGGCCAACAAGCUGCUAUUCAGUUCACAGGGAUAGUUUGCUUAUCUGAAAAUCUUGUGUUGCAUAAUGCUCUUUACAUCCCUGAGUUUCACUAUAACUUGGUCUCAGUUGGUGCCUUCAUAAAAGAUUCAAGUUAUGUUGUAAAGAUGUACUCUAACCAGUGUAUUAUACAGGAUGCUUCUCAUGGGAGAAUGAUUGGAAGGGCUGAGCUGAUGAAUGGCUUGUAUUACCUAGUUUUUCCUUGUUUUACACAUCCUCCAAAUCAGAAGGUCAGAAAUUUGAUUGUUGAGUUCUGCAAUCUUGUUGGAAAUCAAUUUGGAGCAGCUAUAAAGUGCAUAAGGACUGACAAUGGUCCUGAGUUUAAUAUGGUAGAACUGUUCAGACAAAGAGGGAUCAUACACCAAACCUCUUGCACACAUACACCUCAACAAAAUGGUAGAGUAGAAAGGAAACAUGGGCACUUAUUAUCCACUGCUAGGGCUUUGAAGUUUCAAGCCAAUUUACCUGACAAAUUCUGGGGUGAGUGUGUGUUGCAUGCUGCAUAUCUAAUUAACAGGCUUCCAUCAGUUGCUAUCAACAAUCAAAUCCCAUACCAAGUUUUACUCAAAAGGACCCCUUCAUACCAACAUCUAAGAGUCUUUGGUUGCUUAGCAUAUGCAACUACUGUUGGACCUAAAUCAAAGCUGGAUGCUAGGGCCAAGAAAUGCAUCUUCCUAGGUUAUGCUAGUGCCAAAAAAGGUUAUAAAGUCUUUGAUCUUGCCUCAAAGGAAUUAUUUAUAUCCAGAGAUGUGAUGUUCCAUGAGCUAGUGUUUCCUUUCCAACAGUCCAACACACCAGAAGCUGGUCAUGGGAUCAUACUACCAUCCAUGACUCCCACACUUCCUGAGGAUUAUGGUGAUCUUCAAGCUCAGCAACAGGAACUUUUGCAUCAGGGUAUAAGUGCAGAAAGUGAGAAUGCUGUCUCUCAACAACAUGGGACACCUGAACAAACACAAGGUGAUUCAGAUAGUCCAGCCAGCAGUAGUGGUGAGCAUCCUUGGCAACCUUCUCAGGAUAUCACCACUGAGCAGCAACCUGGUACUGUUCAGCAACAUACCAAAAGGUCCACCAGGAGUAGACAGGUUCCUACCUAUCUACAUGACUACAUCUAUCAAAAUUCUAAGUUACACACUUCCCCCCAUCAAAUGUGUAAAGUGGUGGAUUACAAUGGAUUGACUCCAUCUUUCCAGUCCUUUGCUAUGAGCAUUUCCUGCCAAUCUGAGCUUAAGAACUAUUAUGAAGCUGCUCAGCAUGAAAGAUGGAGGUCUGCAAUGCAAGAAGAGAUAAGAGCUCUUGAAAACAACAACACUUGGCAAAUGGUGGACUUACCACCCUCUAAAAAGGCCAUUGGCUGCAAAAUGGGUGUAUAA
Ipomoea nil (Japanese morning glory) is the source of this 2541-nucleotide messenger RNA. RefSeq lists its product as uncharacterized. The coding region runs from base 1 to 2541 and encodes 846 amino acids. Gene Ontology annotation, biological process: DNA integration. The transcript is spliced from 2 exons. Gene Ontology annotation, molecular function: nucleic acid binding. The record is from RefSeq and is a predicted model, not a curated record. Lineage: Eukaryota; Viridiplantae; Streptophyta; Magnoliopsida; Solanales; Convolvulaceae.